Molecule: messenger RNA, 631 nt
Organism: Polistes dominula (European paper wasp)
Lineage: Eukaryota; Metazoa; Arthropoda; Insecta; Hymenoptera; Vespidae
Gene: Pfdn4
Product: prefoldin subunit 4
Biological process (GO): protein folding
Cellular component (GO): cytoplasm; prefoldin complex
Source: RefSeq, a predicted model, not a curated record
ACAAUAAAUACGUAAUUUAUAAGUUAAUAAAAAUUUAUUAAUAUAUAAAUAAAUAACAAUGGCUGGUGGAAAAAAUGAACAAGGUGGAUUUCAACCAGAUUCCGAUGUUCAUAUUACUUACGAUGAUCAACAAAAAAUCAACAGAUUCGCUAGACAAAAUGCUAAAUUGGAAGAUUAUAGAGAAGAACUUAAACUUAAACAAAAUGAAUUGAAAAAUUUAGAAGAUGCUUGUGAUGAAUUGACUCUCGCAGAUGACGACGCUAAGAUACCAUAUUAUAUUGGAGAAGUUUUUGUUCAUCAAGAUACUGAAAAAACACAGAGUUGUUUAGAGAAUGCUAAAGAAAAAAAGAAAGCAGAGAUAGCAAAUUUAGAAAGUAAAUGCGAAGAAUUGAAAUCAUUGAUGAACGAAUUAAAGACACAGUUAUAUGCAAAGUUUGGGAAUCAUAUAAAUUUAGAAAGGGAAGACGAUUGAAUUAUUUACUACUAUAUUUAAUAUAUAGAACAAGUUUGUAUCAAAAAUCAUUUGUGUGACAUAAAAUUCAUUUUAUUCUGACUAAAACAAUUGGCUGCUAAUUUUCUAAAUUAUUGUUAUUCAAUAUAUAAACAAAAAAAUAUACGAGUAUAUCAUGAA